Pygocentrus nattereri (red-bellied piranha) is the source of this 1454-nucleotide messenger RNA. RefSeq names its product thioredoxin 2 (gene txn2). The transcript is spliced from 4 exons. The coding region runs from base 109 to 609 and encodes 166 amino acids. The record is from RefSeq and is a predicted model, not a curated record. Lineage: Eukaryota; Metazoa; Chordata; Actinopteri; Characiformes; Serrasalmidae. Gene Ontology annotation, molecular function: protein-disulfide reductase activity. Gene Ontology annotation, cellular component: mitochondrion. Gene Ontology annotation, biological process: cell redox homeostasis.
CGCUGGGCGGCGCUGCUCCUAAACUCAGCCGCUUCUACGCUCACGGAAACAGUUCAUCUCCAGGGGUCCGUGUGGCCACACGGUUUUAUAACUGCACAGCUUUAUACGAUGGCUACUCGGCUGCUUGCACGGAGAAUUUGGAGUAUCUCUGUGAAAGAUUUUCGCCGCCUGCCAGUGGCAUCUUUGUCCUCUUCAUCAUACUCUUCUUCACUAAGCCCCUCCCCCAGACCACAGCACUUUUUGUCCUGCUCUCGCUCCCUCCCACUGAUCUCCUGUAGGGGCGUCUCCUUCAACGUCCAGGACCACGAUGACUUCACUGAGAGGGUCAUCAACAGCGAGCUGCCUGUAGUCAUAGACUUCCACGCACAAUGGUGCGGACCCUGUAAGAUCCUGGGGCCGAGGUUGGAGAAGGCCAUUGCUAAGCAGAAGGGCCGUGUUGCCAUGGCCAAAGUGGACAUUGAUGAACACACAGAUCUUGCUAUUGAAUAUGGAGUGUCUGCAGUUCCCACUGUGAUCGCCAUGCGGGGUGGUGAUGUCAUCGACCACUUUGUAGGGAUCAAAGACGAAGAUCAGCUGGAUUCAUUUGUUAAGAAGCUGAUUGGACAAUAAAUGUGUCGAUCACAGCCCCUGGGCACAAUACUAAAUCCCACCCUACACUCAGUUUACAGCUCUGGCUAGCCACUUUCUCUUUUUUACAGCAGACAUUUGUAGCUUCUUAUAGUCAGUGUGCAGCCCUUCAUACAUGCUUUGUCUUACUGUCUGUCAUCAGUUCUGCACCCUAAUUAUAGCCUUCAUUCUUCAUGUUCCACUGUCCCUUGCUGCUGGACAUUAGCCCCCAACCAACAAGUAAAGGAGCCUGAGGUUUUCUGUGUUAGCUUUAAUAGAUUGUAUUAAAAUGUGUACAGGCCUGUCACUGUACCGUUAUAUUUUAUCGUGUGUGGAUAUUGGUUGAAGGGAAGACUCGGAAUGAAAUCUUCAGUUUUACAGCUCCAAUCUCCCAGCUGGUUCAAUGGCGCCCUCUGCUGUACAUCCUGCUUUUGGCCACACGAGGGCAGCAUUCCUCUUGUAUCCAAGGCUACAGUCACUGUACACCGCUAUGCCUAAUGAUAUGUGAGAGAAUGUGGUCUAUAUUUGUCACAAAUCUCAGAGUGAAAAUACUGAUUUCCAAACAAAUGGAGUAAUUUUGGAGCUCAUCCUGGUACUCUCACCCCUGAGAAUAAUGAUUAAUAAGGACCUGUGUAUGUUUGCGCAUGUAUGUGUGUGUGAGUGAGAGAGUGUGUGAAAGAGACAUUAUUGAGUCCCGAGUUUGGCCUGUUCUGUUUUGACUGUGAAAUUGGAGUUCGUUGAGAAGCAUGAAAACGAUUAUGGGUUUGACUUUAGAUUUUAAUUCAAUAAAACAGUGUGAUAUGACAGAUUAAUGUGAGGUUAAAAUAAAGGAGAUCUAUGGUGUUCUA